AUCUUAUUACUCAAAAAUUAAACAUUUAUUGUUGCCCAAAAUGGAUCCGAUAUCCCCUCCCCCGGCCCUCACGCAUCUUUUCACUCUCCGUUGCGCCGUUGCACCGCCCAUGGAGAUCGGCACCGGGCCCUACGGACGUCGGCGUUGCGUGCCGAUCGAGUCUGGGACGGUGCACGGGAAAUAUCUUAAUGGGGAGGUGGUUUCAGGUGGUGCAGACUUCAUGCUCGUGGAAACCGACCAGACAACGCACGUGAAUACAAACUAUGUGAUUAAGAGUGACGAUGGGGCGUUUCUGUAUAUUCGGACGGAAGGCACUAGAGCCGGUCCUCCAGAGGUCCUACAGGCCUUGAUGGAGGGUGGUCCAGUUGAUCCGUCGCAGUAUUGGUUUCAUCUACACAUCAAGAUCGAGACGGGCCAUGAGAAGUACAAGUGGUUGAACAACCGGGUCAUCGUGGGUCGAGCGACCAGGGCGAAGGGCGAGGUUGCUUAUGACGCGUACUUCCUAGAGGAUAAGGCUUGGAGCUUUUGAUUGAAAUGAUGAUGAAAGGUUGUGGGUAUAUUCUAUAUAUGCAAUGCA
Molecule: messenger RNA, 577 nt
Organism: Aspergillus steynii IBT 23096
Lineage: Eukaryota; Fungi; Ascomycota; Eurotiomycetes; Eurotiales; Aspergillaceae
Product: DUF3237 domain-containing protein
Exons: 3
Coding region: 41-529 (162 amino acids)
Source: RefSeq, a predicted model, not a curated record